GAUCGCACGACACAGCCGGAUCGCCUUUCCCUUCCGCCGCCUUCUCCCUGCCGACGAUUCGCCAAUGGCCGCCAAGGGCGUCCCCGGAUCGGUGUCGGUUCCAAUGGAGAUGGAACGUGAGCCGCGCUCGCUGGCCUCUCGGCUGCUUCCGCCUGGACUGGCCGACAAUGUGCUCGCGCUCUCGCUCUGUGCACAGGUCGGAAUGCUCGCCCGCUUUGCAAUCGGCCUCGGCACGAGCACCGGGUGGAAGGAGGGGCGGGGCUUCAACGCGCAGAGCUCGCUCUUCACCGUGCUGCCGGCCAACAUCGUCGGCUGCCUGAUCAUGGGCGCGCUCGCCGACGGAAAAGCCGUCGCCUCGCUGCUUCGCGCCGCUGCGCCUCCGCUCGACGGCGGCAGAGGGCUGGAGAUGGCGGGUGGCGAGGCGCUCCCCCUGGUCGGGCGCACGCCGAAGGCGUGGGCGCCGCUGCUGCUCGGGCUGCGCACCGGCUUCUGCGGCAGCCUCACCUCCUUCUCCUCCUGGAACCAAGCCGUGGUCGCGCUGCUCGACGUGGACGGCGAUUCGUUCCGCGACUUCAAGCUCUGCGUCGGCAUCGCCACCGCCCCCUUCGGCGCGCUGCUGCGCUGGAAGCUGGGCAAGCUGCUCAACGGCUACGACGUCUUUGGCGAGGUGGCUGCCGACGGGAACGGCGCGUGGUACGCCGAAGCCACUCUUAAGGGGCUCGGGCUCGGCUUCUGCGGCUGCCUCUCCACCGUCUCGACGUGGAUCAACGAGGUCAACACACUGCUUUCGCCGCGCCCGUCUGCAGAGGCGGCGGCGGGCUACGGCUGCGGCUGCGCCGGAGUCACGUACGCACUAGGCUCGGUCGCCCUCGGGCUGGCGGUUGGCGUGCCGGCCUUCGGGUGGUCCGAGUGGGCCUAAGAGUGGUGCGCUCUCCAGUCUGCCCGCCGCCCGGAUCGCGGCGGCGAAGGCCUGGGGCGAGUGGGACUGCGGGGCGGGGCGCUCGCCGCGCAGGGCUGCCAAGGGGGGGGGGGGGGUCCCGAGAGAUUCGCCGCGCGGGUGUGUCCCGGCGGGCGAUGGUGGGCGCAUGACAGAGAGCGGCGGCGGCGGUCCCUUCCGGCCGACGUCUCGAGGUCUCGAGGUCACCAGGCCCUCGAGGUGUCGCGGUCUCGAGGUCGAGGUGUCGUUCACGGGAGGCGCCGCAUAGGGCGGGCGCGCGAUCCCGGCCGCCAGGCACCGCGAGGGAGCGAGAGUCGAGAGAGCGAGAUGGCGCGUGUACGUCUCGGGAGUAGUCCUCUCCGCUAGCGAGAGAGCCCGAAUGCGUGCCCGGUACGUGUGUGUACGUCAGGUACGAGAUAUUGUCCCUGUGGUUCCGCGAGUAAUUGAAGCUUUCUCUGUAUGUGUUUGUACCGUGACAA
Molecule: messenger RNA, 1416 nt
Organism: Emiliania huxleyi CCMP1516
Lineage: Eukaryota; Haptophyta; Isochrysidales; Noelaerhabdaceae
Exons: 5
Coding region: 65-919 (284 amino acids)
Biological process (GO): fluoride transmembrane transport
Cellular component (GO): membrane
Molecular function (GO): fluoride transmembrane transporter activity
Source: RefSeq, a predicted model, not a curated record